This is a messenger RNA of Mobula hypostoma (lesser devil ray), 18558 nucleotides long. Its product is annotated as protein TASOR 2-like. The coding region runs from base 3138 to 10049 and encodes 2303 amino acids. The transcript is spliced from 25 exons. Gene Ontology annotation, cellular component: nucleoplasm. The record is from RefSeq and is a predicted model, not a curated record. Gene Ontology annotation, biological process: negative regulation of gene expression, epigenetic. Lineage: Eukaryota; Metazoa; Chordata; Chondrichthyes; Myliobatiformes; Myliobatidae.
UUACAGGUUAUAUGCUGAUGGUAAUUGGGCAGGGAUAUCUUCAAACAAGCCUAGUUGAAGUCCCUGAUUAUGAUUUGAAAUAAGCCAGGAUGGACAGCUUCUUGUCUGGAGACAGCAUUGUGCAGUAUCUCAAGUGCUUGAUUACAGUCGGCUGCUGGUGGCAUAUAAACUCGGUCAGGGUCACAGAUGAGAACUCCCCGGGUAACUGGAACAGACGGCAUUUGUGCUCUAUGUCGGGGGAACACGAGGCUCAGCAAAAUUGCCAUAUCAGAGCACCACAGAGUUUACCAUGAAACACACACUUCUACCUUUUGCCAUUUCCGAAUCAGCUGUUCGGUCCAUCUGGUGAAUCGAGAAGCCCUUGGGUCUGAUUGCCAUAUCUGGCAUGAAGGCUAUCCAGUCCUGUGUCACUUUUAUCUUUAUCAGAUUUUUCAUCAACAGCAUCCAGAUUAGUGCUGUUUUUGAAAGUGCAACUUGAUUUUUUAAUCUUUUACUCUUCCCUGCAUAGUCCAUUUUUUGUCUGCCUGACAUGCUCUUUGUGUGUGUCCUACCUUGCUGCAUUUUCUGCAAGUUUCAACUUUAAACCUGCAUUGGUCUGGUGAAUGUGAGACUCUGCCAUAACAGUAACACAAUUUGUUUGGCCAGGCCACUUUCUGUUUAGACAUUCAAUUUUGUACACUCUCACUUUCAUUUCCAAUUGCAGUCAAUUGCAUCUCUACCUGCUGUUUCCAUUGAUACAGCUAUUUCAAUUGCUCUUUUAAAUGUGUGUGCCUCAGUUAAGAGCAGUUUUUGAAUGUUUUCUUGUAAGAUUCCACAAACUAAAUGAUCUCUCAUUAGAUCAUUAAGCCCAGUACCGAACUGACAAUGCUCUUCAAUUCUGCUUAUGAAACCUAAAGCGUUCUUCAAUGGUUUCAGUUCUAAAUGAUCCUCCAUUGCUUUCACAAUAUUAACAAAGCUGUUGUACAGUCAAACUUCUAAGCAAAUUGUAUGCCUUUAAAUGCAAUGCACUCAGCAAAGCCAACAUGCAUUUCCUAUCCGCUAUUUAAUUUGCUUCAAAAUACUGCAAGUCAUGGGGACAGAGGGGCACAGGGCAGGAACAGGUCACAGGGGCAGUGGAGUCUAGUGUGAAAACAGGUCAUGGGGACAGUGGGAUGAAGGGUGAAAGCAGUUAUGGGUACAAUGUGCAAUGCAAACUAGUUUUAGUUUCAUUCCUUUUCUUUUUCUGAUUUAGCAGCAAGAGGCAAUUGCAAACAAAAGAGGCAAUGUAUUAAAAAUGCUUUAAUAGGUAUGUAAAGGGACAAAAUAAUACUUAUCCACACCACAGAAUCUUCAAGUGACCAACAGCUUUGCCAGCCUCUGUCUUCCAAUGUCUUUCUGUCUCCAACUCUUAGCCCAAGAGAAGAUUCCCUACCUGCACAAACAAAUUGCCCCUUUUGAUAACCUUAAAGACCCCCAUUUUAAAAAAAUCUCUCCCAACCUUUGGCCAAGACGCAACUUAAAAAAUAGUUUGGCAAGUGUGAGAGGAAAACAUUUUUUCACCUAAUUCAUUCAAAAUGGAGACAAAACAUUGGUCAGUAAUGGGGAAAACAGGCCAUCAGCACAUUUUGUCUCACACAUUGCAGCAUGCACCAAGGAAUCAAAUUUAACUCUUUCCUUACAGGGUGGGAGUAGGUUAUGUUGACAGUGGGGUGCAGGGUGGGAGCAGAUCACAGGGACAGUAGGGUGGAGAGUGGGAGUAAAACAACAAAUUUCAUGACAAGUCAGUGAUAAUAAGACCGGACUCUAAAGAGUUUAGGACAUUAUUGGUGGGAGGAAGUAGCUGAAGUGUGGGAUAAUGAUAAGGGUGGAAAUAGCUGUGGAGGGGUGGAUUAGUGAUGGGGUGAGGUGAUGGGGGGGGUGGAUGUAACUGGAGAGGUAAGUUGGUGAUCAGAGAAGGUUGAGGGGUGGAUCAAUAGAACAUGUGGAAGAAAGACCAAGACACAGGAGUGAAAUUAGACCAUUUAGCCAACUGAAUCUGCUCUGCCACUCGAUCAAUUCUGAUCACUCUCUCAACUCCAUUCUCCUGUAAUCUUUGACACUCUUACUAAUCAAGAAUCUAUCCACCUCAGCUUUAGAUAUAUCCAUGAUGGGGCCUCCCUAGAUUCACCACCCUCUGGGUAAAGAAAUUCAUCCUUAGUUCAGUACUACCGGUACAGCCUUCUAUUCCGAGGCCUAGACAUCCCCGCUACAGGAAACUUCCUCUUCACGUUCACUGUCUAGGCCUUUCAAUAUUCCAGACGUUUCAGAGGUCGGAGGGGCGGCUGAGUGAACGGAGGAAAAGCGGUUGAUGUGGCUUGGCGGGGCAGGGUCGGUGAUAGGGAGCCUUGGAAAAAGGCAGCAGUGAACGGGGACAGAGGGACGUGCUGGUGGGAUGGAGGCGGCUGGUGAAGGAACGAAGGGGCGGUGUGGGUUAGCGAUAGGGGGAUGGGUCCAGGGCCAGCGGAAUUUGACACUGGAGAUCGUGAUCGGGUGCUAAGCAGUUGACAACAGACGUAACGUUAAGGACCGGAAGGUCCCCCUUGUUCCCAACCACUGCUGAUUAUGACGCGAUAGAACCCCAGUCAAACUCAAACUCCCUGUUACAACUGGUAACAUUGUGGCGGCGAAGGAUACAUCAAGCCCGGGAAACAGCGCGACUGUGUGCCCGCGUCUCCGGCGAUCAUCGGAGAUUUUUCUCCCCUCUUUUGUUUUAAAAGUAGUCCAGCUCGAGUCCUCAGGCGAAUGAGUAAUGCGUUUCCCUGCGAGAAGCUGAGCCGGGAUGGGGGUCACGACCGCUUCCCAGGAAGUCCGGAGCAGAACCUCCUUCCGCAAUGUAGCACCGUCACGCACACAGCUUUCUCUUUCUUUAUUUUCCUCCCGAUGUAGUGCUUCCGCCCCAGUGGAAGAAACGCCUCCGUGUCUCAUUAUUUUCUGAGCACGCUGUCGGCCACCGAGAAACCAACUCGUGUGAUUCCCUGCUGGAGAAAGAAUAUUCGGGAGCGCGUCCACCGUGCCUGCCGACGGCGCCGUGUUUGUUCCUCUCACCCCCCGGGGAGGGGACCCGCUCAUGUGGAGUUUGGCUGCAUUUCCAACCGCCACUUACACGUGCAUAAAUAUAUAUGGGAAAGAAGAGGGGGGAGGGUGAAGCUCACUGUCGGCCCAAACGAGGACGCAUGAAGGGGAGAGGCGAGAGGCUGCGCUGCGGAGAAGGGAAAAAGAUGUCGUCCGCUCGGCGGUCGCCCGAUUGUCAACAGACGUCUCCCCCCGUUCGGGAGACAGAUAUCUUUUGCUCCAUAUCUCUCGCCUCCAGCCAAUUCACGCAGGAAGUACUACCAGUCUUGCAGCAGGCAUACUUAGAUGAAACAUCAAUGGAUUAUUUUCAUUACAGCCAAGUGACCUUAGUGAAUAAUACAAGGCUGCUAAAUCAGCGCAAUAAUUGGCUGCUGGAAACGAAGCAUAAAGGAUAUACUGAGGAGGAGCUUGCUGAAUCCUUUGCUUUUUUACUGUUUGACACGGAAGAUCAGGCAAAAGCAGUUUGUCAAAAUGGAUUGGAGACUGGGCGUAGUGACAUAACAACACUUGGAGAUCCAGUGAAGGGAGUGUAUCUUUGUAAAUUUUCUGACUUUCUUCAUCCUACACCAUGGUGGCAUGGGAAGCAAGGCUAUAUUCUUAUAUUUAAAAUAAUUAAGGGUAGAGUGAACCGUGUGACUGAAAAUUACACUUCUGAUUUCACCAGUCCAACUCCUGGCUAUGACUGCCAUAUCUCCACAAACAGUGAGAAGGUUUCUUCCAAAAUCAGCCACUUUCAGGCCUUUGAACUGACACAGUAUUACUUGUAUGAGUUUGAACAAUGCGAUGUUCAGUACUGUCCUAGACAAAUUUAUCCAUAUGCUAUUGUAGCAUUUCAGUACUGUGACUACAUGUGCAUCACGGCACAGUCAAGAGAGAUUGGGAUAGAUGCUCCUAAAAUUCAAGCUGUGCACUAUUAUCCAUGGAAAGGAAAACUCAUCAACAAAUCCAAAGCAAUCAGUGUGGCUCUGAAGUCGAAUGGCAGUGCAUUAAUGCCAGUUACUUUACCAGCGAAGCUUGAAAUUGAAUACGUGAUCGAGAUCAAUGAACUGAAAGUUAAAUUGCCACCAGCAAUUUUUGAAGGAAAAAAUUACACGCUAAAAGAAGUUUGUUUGGAAGGUUUAUAUUGCAGUUGGUAUGAGCUGGUGGAAUGCCUGGAAGAAGAAGACACCCCUCAGUUGGCUCCUCUAUUGAAUGAGUUGAAGGAAAAGAACUUGGCAAUUGUGAAAUGCCUACAGGAUCAGGGGCUUCUCAUAUUGUUCAGCAGAUUUGUUGCCAACUCUACUAGAGAGAGCAGCAAGACCACCCAGUGUACCGCACAGGCUGUGUUCAUUUUUAAAUCACCCAGAAUCUCUCACCUUAAAGAUGCAGGUCAGGUAAGCCAACCAAGACAGAGCUCACCUUUCUCAGCCAAGAUAUCUCCACUUCUUCCUGCUGUAAAUUAUGCUGUGGCAGAAGGUCUGAGAUCUGCUGGCAUUCAGAAGGCUCCACGUAACAAAUUGGUUGAAGACCACCUCAACAAGUACUUUAUAAUGACGCCAGACGUGCCUCCAAAUUCCUGCCAGAUGGGCAGGAAGGCAGAGUGUAGCCUUUCACCUGUUGCCAAUGCCACAAUGUGUGAUGGGGAGCCACCUAUUCCCGGAAACUGCCAGGAAUCAGCCGUCUCCCAACUUUCUCCCUACCUUAGUGACCCUGCAAGCUACAUACUGUCUGUGUCAGCAGUUUUGGAACUUCAGGCAAAAUGCCUCAAGCUGUGUCAGAAGUCCGGCGCCAAGGUUGUGAGCCCUACUCAUGCAUCAGUGCCUGCGCCCAACAAGGCUGCAAUCCCCUUGGAGAACACAAAGGUGGAAGAACAAAAUCCCACGAGCUCCCUCGUGGAGAGUACGUUUCCUCAUUCUGGCUUGAAGAUGAGGGCAAUUGCACAGAAGCAAACAAAGCCACCCGUUAGAGGGCUAUGUUCAAGUGUCAGAAGAGCUGGUAAGACUUUCAACAGAAGUACCAGUACAAUGAAAAUUAAAAGUGAUUGCGUGUCCAUUAGAGUGUCGAGCAGACUGGCCGCCAAAGUGGACAAGCCAGCUUCGGACGGUGGCGGCAACCAGACUGCAUCUUUGAGUGUCUGCCAGUUGACCAGGUCACGGUCUGCUUGCGGUAACAAAAGAGCUCUUGCGGAGGUAGCGAAAGGUAAGUCCGCAGAACAGCCUGCCUCUCCCGAAGUGAAGGCAAAGAGAAUGAAAGCUACCAAGGUGCUUUGUAAGACGGGUUCUGACCGAAGGGCAAAGGCAAAGAAAGCUGCCGGUGACUGCUGGGAGGAAAAGCUGAGCCAGCAGCAUAGUGAAACAGGGGUGAACACAGAGCAGAUUUCCUGGAACUCUGUAGAAGGCGAGUCUGCUGAUAACGCAUCAGCCUCCCUGUAUCCUCUGUGCUUGGUCAUAAGCCCAAACGAAACACAGACAAAGAAGUGUUCAGAUGAGGGAAAUGGUGACUACUCACAGAAGGAUACUGAAAACAAUGUUUUGGAAACAGACGCACUGAAUAUUCUUGCCGACCUUGCAAUUAGCUCAGCCAUCGCAGCACUACCAAAAUAUAAACAGAAACGAUCUGUGUCAUUGCAUAUGGUAUGUGGCAAGGAUGCGUCCAAAAAGACAGGUUCCGUUAGGAAUAACAGGCGAUCAAAUUGUUCUGUUGAUGUACGUGCAAAGAGCAGUGCUUGUUUGCCUGGCACAGAACUGAGUGGACCAGAAGGCCACCAGAAAGGAGGUAGAGAACACUCCAAAAGUCCACUUGUGUCUGAGAGUUUAAGAUACCAUUCAGAUGCCACGUUGGCUUUUCCCAGCCAAGAAGCAUUGGAGGUUCCCAAACCUACAGCCCAGGUACACGAGGAGGUGGCUCCCGGGUCUUCAACUGUUCCGUGCGGCUCACAUUUCUUGGAUGACCACUCGUACUCUCGGCCACCGAGGGACAGGGAGAACGUGUACCUGGCGGUCACUAACCCAGUGUUGUCGGAGAAGGAGGACGUAGUUUAUCAGUCUAUGUCAGUGACUGUGGAGAGCGAGAAGGGGCAGCCCACCACAUUUGAGCAUCAGGGCUGGACUCACCCUGAGGCUUCCUCCAGAGACGAGGAGAGAAGCUAUGAGGAAGGGACGUUAGUUGGAAGAGUUUUGCCUUUCAGGCGCGAAGACAGUUGUUGGACCAACAAUCCUGCCCCAGAUCCACAGAAGGAAAAUGAUGCAAUAGCGAAGCAUCCACAGGUACCUGACGAUAAGCUCACAGAUCCGGUACAGGGCAGGGGUGAUGAAGCUUUCCAGCAGUCUCGUUAUGUGCAUGAGGAAAAGGACACUGUGAAGGUGACAUUUCAAUGGAACGGGCCAUAUCUGUACCAGUGGGACAGCAAGUACACCAAUGAUCCACUGGAGAAAUCUGUGAAUCGGGCCCUUCAUGGGCUUUGGGAUCCCACCAUCCAGGAGACCAUGAAAGAUGUGAAGCUUAUCCUUCAUAUGUGGAUUGGGCUUUUUUAUACCAAGUCUAGUAUGAUGCUGCAGAAUUCCAUAAGGCAUGUACAGGAAUGCACUGAUUCCCCAGAGGCAGAGGGAGCAGGUGAUCUGCACAGCAGCGAGUCAGCUGUGGUUCAGGACCCCACCCUGGAUGAAAAUGACUCUGAGCCUGCCGUUUCAGUACAACAGCAAGCACCGGGAAUAUCCGAGUCGUCCGUAAUUAAGAGGAUCGAGAAGAAUUCGAGCCUCAGCACUUCCUGUGACUGCAGCACACCAGUUUGUGGGGAGGCACUCCCCGGCGCCAGUCCCUGCUCAGAGGAAGAGGGCAGAGAGGGUGACAGCAAUGAAACUGUGUCAGAGUCAGCAACAACACAGACUUGCAGGGGAGACCUGGUAGAGACUGCGAAGAGCUUUGCCGAGGAUGAAGAACCUGGCAAUCAGGAACCUUUGGAUGAUGUGAGUGAUGCGAGAUCAGAAAAUGGGAGCCAAGAGCACAAUUUGGACCAGGGAUCUACUCCAUUAUCAGAAGAAAGGCACACAGCAGAAACGAUACAAUACCACAGUGUGCCGGAUAAUGCUGCGGGAUAUCUGCUGGAAAGGGAUGAGAUGGCUACGAGCCCAGCUGUCAAUCAAGCUGAAGUCACUCAGCAAGACGCAGUGGAUGGAUCUGAAGAGAGCUGGAAUUCCUCAGUGACACCAUUAACUCGUCCAGUUUUGACUGUGGACAUGGCUGGAAGUGUGGAUAAUGAGGGUCAUUCUGCUACCGACAGUGACCAGCUGGGAAUUAUUCGUCAGUCUUCAGUAAUCAGAGAGCUACUUUGUGCUAAGCCCCAAGCUCAGCCUCCUUCUCAGAGUAUUGAACUGAACAGUGCACCUGCUUCAGGGGGUUGUGAAAAGCUCAAAUCAAAGGAAAGUGCCCUUAACGGGAAAAGGUCUGAUUAUCUCAGUGAUGGGGAAAACAGAAUUUGCGAGGAAGACUUGCAAAGCAUCAAAGGCACAUGUUCAGCUGAGGGAGACAUGCAGCAGGAUGAAUUUGAACAUUUGAACCCUACUGAAGCUGAUACAGAAAGCUUUGCUUCUACAAAAGAUGUGCAGCUUCAUUCUGAAACUCCAAAAGUCAUCAGUCAUGAUGGGAACAGAAGCUUGGAUGUCCAAAGUCCUGUGGAUGUUACAGGUAGGGCACCGGGGGAGGGAAUUACUGGCUCCCAUACUGAAAAUCAUGCUGGUGUUGAGAGCAGAGGUGAAACAGAAACACAACACGAAAGAACCAUGGUGAAAAAGUUUGUGGGAGAGGUGAUGAUUACAAGUGCUUCCGAUUCUGAAUAUCUGGACCAGGUGGAAUGUUUGCCCCCUAGUGAUGUCCGUAGAAACCUAAUGAAACCUAUCCCCAGUCAAAAGCAUGUGGAAAAGCAGGAUAUUCACCAGGAGGAGGAAAUUGGAUCACCGAAUCACCAAGACAACUUUAACACUGAAUCGGAAAGAUUUGAUUUCAGCUGUGAUCUAUCUCAAAAAGCAUGGGGUUCCUGCGAAGAAUAUUCUUCCUGUGAAGAAGGUACCAAUAGUAAAAUUCCUAUGAGUGCUAAAGGCUUCCUGGAGGAUGAUGUGCCCAGGAUAAGCCACAGAGCAAGCUGUCAGCCACUGAGAAGGAAAGGAGUACGCUGCAGAAAGAGAGCUUGCUACCCUUCUAAUACAGAUUCAGACUGUGGAAGUUUCAGAGGGAAAAGGGGGGCAAUCAAUGGUUCUCUGCAGCUGAGACAUGCAGAAAGGAAUUAUCUAGCUCACAGUUUUGACAAAGAUGAUGAAUGCUACGAGAUGAGUGACUCUGAUGUGCAUGUGCCUGUGCUUAUUAAAAAUCCAAACAUUUUGGGCAGACACCAAGUCUUGCAAAACCUCAGCAUCACAUUUCAGACAAAACCCACCAGGUCAUGCAUGUGCGAAAGAAUCACAAGGACGUUUUACAAUUCCGAAAGGAAAAACUUCCACGUCUGCCCACCUCGGCUUUUCACAGAGUCUGACACAAGUUGCUGGAAUAGUCCAAUUCAGGACAUUAUAGAUCUGGAAUUUAUCCACUUCUCUCAGAAGGUUAAACAGUUACUAACCAGGUCUCACACUGCACCAUGCACAAGCAUCAGGUCCAGGAGGCAUGGCCGUAGAACAGCUCUGGGGAGGAACAAUGUACAAAGAGGGUUCAGUGAGAAGAAAUCCCCAUUGACUGUGACAAUACCUCAUCAAGUAACUGGCCAACGUAGCACGAGAUGCUUAUGUAAUAAAACUCAAAUGCCGGAACUGGCUGAUAGAGAGCACUGUCCGAGGAGUUGGAAGUAUGAACUACAACAGCCUCACAAACCUGAAAGCUACAGACUGUAUAGGAAAAGACCAGGAGGUCAAUCUCAUGGUGUCAGUUGCUAUAGCAAUAAGCAAAUGAACAAAAUGCCAAAGAAGCAGUGUCCAACUGCAGAGAGAGAACUUUUCUUUGGGGAUGAGCAGGCCUGUGUAAUGCGCAAGAAAUGCAAAGAACUUCGAGGAGAGACAAGGAAACGAUGUGAUUCCUUUCUAACCAGUGUCAGCAAUAGUUUUCACCAGAGCUUGAAUGAAGUAGUAAAGGAAUCGUGGAAAGUCAGCUGCAAAUUUUAUGUUUGUGAGACAAAUUCUGAUCCGUUCUUUAAGGAAGUUAAGGAAUUCCUAAAGAAAGAAGGUCACGUGGAAAUUAGCCUAUCGGAUCUCUCCAUGAUACAGCCACACCAUUCGGGUAAAGUGCUUGUGGUUAUCCGGAAUGAAGACAUUGCAAUGCAUUUGCAUCAGAUUCCUUAUUUGGUGAAGCUGAAGCGGAUGCAAUGCGUUCAGUUUGCUGGAGUGGAUAAUCCAAGAGACAUAAAAGACCAGACCUUUCAAGAGCUGUGUAGUUCGGGAGGCUUUAUUGUUUCUGAUGGGACUGUGUUGGACAAAGUGACUCCUGAAUACUUGCAACAGAUCUUUGCAGUGCUGGAGAAACUUGGCUCCAAGUCUAAGUGGAAGUGGAUGGUCCAUUUCAGAGAACUCAAACGGCUGAAGGAGAUGAUAAGGGAGGAGAGUGCAGCCAGGAGGAAGAUUUCCCUACUGAAUCAAAAGGUGGAAGCGAAUAUCGUGGAAGUUCUUCCUUUCCACGGGUGUGAUUCAAAGUCCCAGGCAAAGCCUGACUAUCUCAGUUGUCUUAUGAAGCUGCAGGUUCAGAAAAUAAGCUCCCGGUUUGCCGUGUUUCUCUCAGGUAAACCUGAAAACAAAGAAGUCUUCACCCAAAAUGGAAUUAUAGUUUUGGAUAUAAAUAAUUUCACCAAGGAGUUAAGAAACCUGACCACUCCUUUACAGAGUACCUAUGUUACAGAAAAUGCUAUUCGGGCUAAAGAGCAUCACACUACUGAGACCCAGUUGGGAUUGUUCUUUGGGAAAAGCACAAGAACUCAAAAUUCAGAAAUGGAUCAAGACAUGUUCUAAGUUGUAAUUUAAAAUUGGGAUGCCAAAGCUUUAGUUGGGUGUGUGGAGGUGAGGUUGGGGGUUGGGUAAGUCUUUUUGGUCAUUCCUUUUUGGUUUUUUGGAAAACCAGAGAAAAAUAUGUAGUCAUCUUUGUUCAAUUUCCCUGUAUCUUGUCCAUGCUUGUGUAUUUUCAUGUCUUUAUCUUUUCAAUGUCCAUUGCCUUAAAUGGGUUAUUUUUCAGGAUCUUUGCCUGAUCAUAGCAAACGUUUAGCUGAACAAUCUUUAACAAAACUUUGCAAAUACUUGUUCUGUUGUUUUGGGUACUUUACAGAAAAAAUAUUCCUGUUCCAAGGGUAAGAGGAUUGUCUAUCCAUCUAUCAAACUUCAGAUUUCUCGAUUUAUCGGUUUCCCACUUGGGCAAGUAUAGUUGGGGGUUCAGAGUUCAAAGUAAACCCACAAUGACUUCAGAUGCAAAUGACAGGAGGUUCUUGGAUACACAGAAAUAUGUUUCCAUCUUCUCAGCAGGGAUUUAGACGGGACUUGUCAAACUACCUGAUUACAAUAUUUUGAUUUAUUGACAUUCGGCAUAAUAUAAUCCUCUGCUGAUGAAUAAUCCACUCAUUAUCAAACUGCAAAACAUUAGAAAAAUAUGCAAUUGUUGAAAUAUUUGAAAAAUAUUUCGGUAAAUGCUAUUUGUUUUGUUUAUGUUUAAUACUGGUUUUAAAAAAAUAUUUAUAAUAGUGUUUUUCCUUUUGUUAUCCCUGCAUCAGGCAGUUUUUAUGACCUAAUGGUGAACUCCAUGAGUUCAGUGUCCUUCCAUUUAUUCUUCUUUCCCCUUCUGUUAAAAAUGAAAUAAAGUUGGAUAUGUUAAUUAGAAAUCACUAAACUAAAACCUACUUCAGAUUUCUUAACUGAUUGUUGAAAAGCCUUGUCAAGAAUAGAAGUAGAAAAGUAAUCAAUAUUCUUUGGUGUUUGGUGGAAAGUACCACAUUCAAUCAGCUUUAUUUAUCAGCUGGAUGUGCUUUUUUUUAACCCUUAUUGGUUCACACUAAUUUUACCAUCACCUAAAUGGCUGAAUGUAUUUUUAUAUUUAUUUGUAAACAUGUACAUAUUUAAUGGGCGUCAGAAUAAAAAAACUGUAUUUCAAAAGUGGGAACAUUGCAUUUUUAGUAAAUUUUGUUAAAAUAAAAUUCUGAACAACUAACUUUUGGAGUAUUCUGCUUUGUGGAAGAGAUUUCUCUGUAUACAAAAGAAUUCUCUGAUUGUAGGUUGGAUGGGAGGCCAGUCAGAGUUAUAUUCUUCACAAAUAGAUCACAUGAACAAUCUUCUAUGCAAUUAAACUACUAGAAUCUGCUUCCUCUCUGCGGAGUUUGCAUGUUAUAUUUUUAGCUUCUUUCCUUCUCUGUCAAUAAAAUUGGGUGCCAUAGCGGUUAGCACGAUUUCAUUGUAGGUUUUUGCAAAGGAAAUGAUGUGAAGCAUUUUAUGUUUAAGAAAAAUUCUAACGACUCAUUUAUUGCAAUCCAAACACUGAACACAAAGUGUGGUAAAAGUCCUUCACAUAAUUAAGUCAUUACAUCAGACCAGCCUCUUAAAGUGUACUCCAAAACAAUGUUGGUGGUUGAGAAUUAUGUACGUUUUCACCAGUUACAUUACUCUACACUAUUACAGCUCAGGCCGUUGGAGUUCAGAGUCCAAUCCUGUCAUCCUCUGUAAGGUAUUUGUAUGUCCUCCACACGGAAUGUGUGGAUUUCCUCUGAAUGCUGCAGUUUCCUCCCACAGUUCAAAGACACACCAGUUAGUAGGUUAAUUGAUCAUUGUAAAUUGUUCUGUGAUUACGCUAGGUUUAAAACGGGUUGUUGGCAGUGCGGCUCAAAGGGCCGAUUCUGCACUAUAUCUCUAAAUAAAAUAAAAAUAAAUAGCAUUUUAAAAGUUGACAGCAUAAAAGAAUGUCACAGUGUCAUUAAUAAAGGUCCAUGUAACAUGAUUAUUGCUCUGAACAAGUCCAAAAUAUUUCCAAGGUGACACACAAAAUGCUGAAGGAACUCAACAGGUCGGAGCAGCGCCAAUGGAGAGGAAUAAGGAGUUGACGUUUCAGGCCAAGUCCUUUUGUCAGGAAGGGUCUUGGCCUGAAACAUCAACUAUUUAUUCCUCUUCAUAGAUGCUGCCUGAUCUGCUGAGUUUCUCCAGUAUUUUCAGAGUGUUUCCAGCAACUGCAGAAUCUCUUGUAUUAAUAUUUCUGAGAUGAGGUGUUUGGUCUUCAGAUAAUAUAUUUAAGUUUUGUUUUGGCUCAGCAGAUCUGUACAGCUUUAGUUAUGGGUUUGUAAUGAUCCUAGAAGCAAUCAAGCAGUAUGUUUGUCACCGAAUUAAAUGGUAGAAAUAGCCAUCCAAGUCCAAACACUUUUGCAGUAACUUUUGGAAGCCAUUCUCCAAGAUACUUAGCUCAGAUAUAACAACUAUGUGAAAAUGUGGUUAAGGCUGAUAAGAUCUCAGUUUUUUUUAAUGGGACUGAAGGAUCCUGCCCACCAAACAGGGUAUACGAAGGAUCUAUCACCAUGCAGGCAGAGAUUGUAUGGUACCUUCUGUAUGGUGAGGUUUAAGAAAUAAUCUGAAGCAAAGGCUCCCGAACACAUUAUCUGAAUUAGUACCCUGCUCGGAUACAAGUCUAAUUCACACCAGUUUGUUUUAGUAAAUUGUACGGUUCAUCUAACUGUUCCUGAACAAGGCGAGAUCCCUUAAAUGCUUUACAUAUUGCAACUAAAGUAUUAAUUUUUAACAUUUUGUAGCAAUUGUCUGUAAGAACAUCUGGGUUAGUGAACAUGCAAGACCAAAACGCCUGAGGUGAUUCAUCUUUUGACAAACAUUUCAUGUUGAAUUAAUGGAAUAAAUAUGAGUAGAAUUAACGCCAAGAACAGCUCUGAAUUAGUGUUCAGUGUGGAAAAUGUGUAAUAUGUAAAAAGUCAUGGAUAGUACUGAGCAAACGUAAUAACAUGGAUACAUGGCUAGGAUAAUCCAAAUUAAACAUUGUGCCUUUAUAUAAAUGUUUAAGUACAGUUUACAUUACAGGCCCUCCCAGGUUCAGUUUCUGGGAAAUGUUUUAAAACAAUAGUUUGGGAGUCACAAAUGUGGCUGUGAACCAAGUUGCAACACUGUGGAAGAUACCUGGAGACCCACAGCAGCCAACAAACACCCAUCCCACUGAUCUGGAGGGCAGUUGAAUGUGUGGGUUUUACUUAAGUCGUAAAUUGGGGACGACUUAAAAUAUAGCUGUCAUUCUCAUAGUUUGAGGUACCAAAUUGCUCAGGAGGUUUCUGGAUUAUCUCUCCAAUGCCAAGAUUAUGAAAUAAAAUAAAUUGAUUGCAAAUUCAAUUAUUAUUUAAAUUGUUUAAUUAGGGGCAUGUUCACAUUUAAGUGUAGAGCCCAGUCAGAUGGCCAGAUGUUUUACCCAGUGCCACAGUGAGUGCUUGACAGUUUCAGAGCACGCAUUCAAAGGGUUUGUAAAGUACUUAUAUUUAACCAGGGAUAACAACUGGUUAAAUGUCAAAUAUUAAACAUUGCUUGGAAUAGGCCAUUGGAGGGUUACUCUUGAUCAACCACCUACAACAUCAGAAAAAGAGAGGUUUAACCUUGACUGGUUAAGGGCAAAUUAGGAAAGACUGCUACAUCUAGUUGCCUUUGAAUUAAUUAGAAUAAUGAAAGUUGUUAGCAUAUAGAAGUUAAACUGAAGGCUUCAUAGUUCUGUGUGCAAUGCUGUUGUGGUUCAGAAUCAGCCAAGCUGUCUCAGUAUAGCCAUAGCACUGAUAUUUAACACAUGCAGAAAACAACUCAUGUAUUUAGAACAUAAAUGAAAGGAACAAGCCAUAGUGUUGAACUGAACUAAUUAAACUAACAAUGCCUAAUUACAUUAAUCCCUUCAUUGUCUGCAUAUUUGUGUGCCUAAGAAAAUCGAAGAUAUCGCCAGUAUAUCAGUCUCCACCUCCAUCCACUGUGUUAAAAUAAACUAGCUUACAUUUCUCUUCUGAACAUUGCUCUUUUCAUCUCAAAUGCAUGCUCUCUAGCAUUAAAUAUUUUAUCAUGGACUCCCAUUGCAGCUUAGCUUGUGCCCCAGCUUACUGAAGUGGAUGUACUAUCAAAUACUGGUAAUACAAAUACAGCUUUAGUAAAGUUGAGGAAUUUACAUCUUAUACUGAAAAUUAAUUGUUUGAUCAGUGCAACCCCAUAAAAUUGAGGCAGGCAUUUUCCUGUCCUCUAAUAGGAGCAGAAACAAGAAUAUUUGCUGAUGAUUGUAUUAAUUUGCAGGAGAAGGUGAGAGAUGGAACAUCAAGCACAAUUACACUGAUGAAACAGGCUCAGAAAGCACUGAGUUCCCCUUCUGAUAGCACAUCAUGGUGACAACUACCAUUUUCAAGUACCCUGCACCAAAGCUGCUUGAUAAUCUCUACCAAAUUUACCACCGAGGAUUCUGUUUCAAGCCUCACUUUUCCAGCUUAAGAAUGUAUCACUGAAUCCCAGAAUCAAAUAGUGAAAGCACGAGGCCAGAAUAGAGUGGAUGUUUAGAGGAUGUUUCCUAUAGUGGAAGAGUCUUAAGACCAGAGUGCACAGUCUCAGAAUGUCAACACAAGGACUCACAAGGACCUUUAAAACAGAUGAGGAAGAAUUUCAUUAGCCAGGAGUGGUGAAUCUGUGGAAUUCAUUCACACAGAUGGGUAUAGAGGCCUAUCAUUGGGUAUAUUUAAAGCAGAGAUUGAUAAAUUCUUGAUUAGCAAGUGUGUCAAAGGCUAUGGGGAGAAGGCAGGAGAAUGGAGUUGAGAAGGAUAAUAAAUCAGCCAUGAUGGAAUGGCCUAAUUCAGCUCCAUUAGGUAACUUGGAAGACUUGCAAUUUAUUUCUGAAACUAGCUCUUCAUUUGGCUAAAUUGCUUUUAUCAUCUACAGCUUGAGAUUUGUUUUUGAAAUGUGAUUUAUCCUAAGUACAAGGCCUUAAGUCCUAGGAGCAGAAUUGGCCCAUUCAGCCCAUUGAGUCUACUCCGCCAUUCCAUUAUGGCUGAUUUAUUAUCCCUCUCAACCUCAUUCUCCUGCCUUCUUCCUGAAACCUUUGAUGUCCUGAUUACACUAGAACCUAUCAACACCUGCCUUAAAUUAACCCAAUGACUUGGUCCACAGAUUCACCACCUUCUGGCUAACAAAAUUUUUCAUUAUCUCUGUUCUAAAUGGACAUUUCUCUUUUCUGAGGCUAUGCCCUCUGGUGCUAGACUCCCCAAUAUCUUCUCCACAUCCACUCAAUCCAGACCUCUCAAUAUUUGGUAAGUUUCAGUGAGAUUCCACCCCCCACCCUUCUUCUAAACUCCAGCGAGUACAGAACCAGAUACACUCUCAUACAUUAACCCAUUCAUUCCUGGGAUCAUUUUCAUGAGCCUCCUCUCGACCCUCUCCAAUGCCAGCACAUCCAUCCUUUGAUAUGGGAUCCACAACUCCUCACAAUACUGCUAACUGUGGUCUAACCAAUGCCUUAUAAAGCCCUAGCAUUACAUCCUCAGUUUUGUAUUCAAGUCCUCUCAAUAUGAAUGCUAGCACCACAUUUGACUUCCUUGCCAACUCAACCUGCAAGCUAACCUUUAGGGAAUCUCGCUUAAGGACUCCCAAGUCCCUCUACAUUCGAUUUUUGAAUUUCUCCCAUAUACAAAAUAGUCCACUUCUUUAUUCCUUCUGACAAAGUGCAUGACCAUGCACUUUCCCAGAUUAUAUUCCAUCUGUGACUUCUUUGCCCAUUCCAAUUGUCUUAAGCCCUUCAGCAGACACCAGAUUCCUCAACACUACCUGCCCUUCCAUCUAUCUUCAUAUUAUUCACAAAUUCAGCUACAAAGCCAUCAAUUCCUUCAUCCAAAUCAUUGACAUACAAUGUGAAAAGAAGCGGUCCCAACACUGACUCUGACACACCAUUAGUCAUUGGCAGCCAACCAAAAAAAGGCCCCCUUUAUUCCCAUUCUUUGCUGCCUGCUAUUCAGUCUACUCCAGUAUCUGUCUCGUAAAAUCAUGGGCUCUCACAUUACUAAGCAGCCUCAUGUGCGGCACAUUGUCAAAAGCCUUCUGAUAAUCCAAAUAAACACCACCACUGACUCUCCUUUAUCUACCCUGCAUGUUAUUUUCCCAAAAUUCCAACAGAUUUGUCAGGCAAGGUACUACUUAGAAACUACUUUAUCAUGUACCUCCAAGUACCCUAAAACCUCAUCCUUUAUGAACUCUAACAUCUUUCCAACACUGAAGUCAGGCUAACUGGCCUCUAAUUUCCUUUCUUCUGCUCCCUCCCUUCUUAAAAAGUGUAGAGCCAUUUGCAGUUUUCCAAUCCUCAGGAAACAUUCUCAAAUCUAUUGAUUCUUGUAAGAUUAUUAAUAAUGGCUCAUCAAUUUCCUCAGCUACCUCUUUCAGAACCUUGGGGUAUAGUCCAUCUGGUCCAGAUGACUUGUCUACCUUCAAACUUUUCAACUUCCCAAAGGCCUUCUCCUUAUUAAUAUCAACUUCUGCCCCCUGCCAUUCUUGCAUUUCUGGCAGUCUGCUAGCAUCUUCCACAAUGAAGACUGAUGCAAAAUACUUAGUAAUGGCAGUGAAACUCCAGUGUCAUUUUCUAGCAGUCUGAUUAUCUAUUCUCAUCUCUUUCACUGUUUAUAUUUCUCAAAAAUCCUUGUAUCCUAUUAUAGACUAGCUUAACCUCAUAUUUCAUCUUUUCUCUCUUUAUGGCUUUUCGAGCUGCCUUCUGUUUGUUCUUAAAAGCUUCCUGAUCAUCUUACCUACCCAGUAGUUUUUGCUAUGUUAUAUAACCUCUUUUCCUUUUAUUGACUUUGACUUCCCUUGUCAGCCAAAAUUGCCUCAAACUCUCUCUAGAAUACUUCAUUUUUGGAAUGCAUCUUUCCUGCACCUUUCAAAUUUUCCCAAGGAACACCAGCCAUUGCUGGUCUGCCAUUGUCCCUGCUAGUGGCCCCUUCCAAACAACUUUUGCCAGCUCCUCUCUCAUUUCUCUGUAAUUCCCUUUACUCCACGUAAUACUGAUACAUCCAAUUUUAGCAUAUCCUUCUCAAACUGCAGGGUGAAUUCUAUAAGAUUAAGACUACUCCCUCCCAAGGGUUCAAGUUCCCUAAUCAAAUCUGGGUCAUUACAUAACAUGUAAUUCAGAAUUGCUAUGCCCUAGGCGGCUCAACAAGAUGCUUUAAAAAAAACAUUUUAUGGGUAUUCUACAAAUUCCCUCUUGGGAUCCAGCAUCAAUGUGAAUUUCCCAAUCUACCUGCACAUUGAAGUCCCCCAUGAUUACUGCAACAUUGCCUUUUUACAUCAUCCCAUUGUAAUCUGUAGCCCACGUCUUGGCUACUGUUCAGACACUUGUAUACAAAUCCCAUCAGGCUCCUUUUACUCUUGCAGUUCAACUUUACCCAUAAGGUAGAUCCAAUCUUAUGUCACUUAAAAGGAUUUGAUUUUUUUUUUAAAUCAGAGCCACCCCACGCCAUCCCUCUGCCUGUCCUUUCAAUAAAGUGUGUACCCAUGGAUGUUAAGCUCCCAACUAUAAUAUUCUUACAGCCAUGAUUUAGAGAUGCACACAUCUUAACUGCCAAUCUCUUAAUACAAGUGCAUCUACCUUAAUGCGUAUACUGUGCAGAUUCAAAUAAAACACCUUCAGUCCUGUAUUCCCUACCCUUUUUGAUUUUGGCCCCUGUUAUACUAAGUCAUCUCACUCACAUUUUGCCCUAUCAUCUGUCGGUCCCUCCUGACAGUCUCACUAUAGAUGACCUCUGCUGGUAAACUAACAGCCCCAUCACUGCUAUGCCAAUUUAGUUUAAAUGCCCCUGAACAGCUCUAGCAAAUCUGCCUGCAAGGAUAUAGGUCCCCGAGGUUCAUGUGUAACCCGACGUUUUUGUAUAGUUCAUACCUUCCCCAAAAGAGAUCCUCAUGAUCCGCAAAUCUAAAACCAUGACCCCUGCACCAACUCUUCCGCCGCACAUCUACUGCCAAAUCAGCCUAUUCUUACUCACUGGCAAAGGCUGCAAUCCAGAGAUUAAUACCCCGAAGGUCCUUCUUUUCAGCUUUCUACCUAACUCCAUAUAUUCUCCCUUCAGGACCUCCUCUCCUUUUCUACCCAUGUCACUGAUACUAAUAAGUAAUAUAACUUCAGGCUGUUCACCAUCCUCCUUUAGACUGUUGUGGACUCAAUCCAAGACAUCCCUGAACCUGGCACCUGGGAGGCAACAUACCAUCCAGGUGUCUCUUUCACACCUACAGAAUCUGAUUUCUGCUCUGCUAGUUAUGGAAUCCCCUACCACUACUGCUCCCUUCAUCUCCCCCCUUCCCUUCUGAGCCAGAGAUAGACUCAGUGCCAGAGACCUGGUUGCUGUGGCUUCCCCUGAUAGGGUGCCCCCCACCCACCCCAACAGUAUCAAAAGCACUAUACUUAUUAUUGAGGGGUAACAGUCACAGAGAUAUUCUGCACCGGCUGCCUAGUGCCUUUUACUCUCCUGCCAGUCACCUACCCCCUGCAACUUAGGGGUGACUA